AAAACGCCAACACAAAAACUGAAUCGAAAAUUUUAAGAAAAAUACCAGACGAAAAAAAUAAGCCAAAUUAAAUACUCAAAAACAAAAAAAAAAUAAAAAUAACAAAAAUAAAUCUCCGCUGUGGAGUAUAGUAUACAAAAACAAAAUUUGAAAAUAAAAAUAUGUCAUCGCCCAGAAAUUCUAUAAAGAAAAAGAGCGCGGUCACAGCGACAAAAGCGACAACAGAAAAAUCACAACAAAAGCAACAGCCACCUGCUCCAGAAAGCAAAUACACAAAGACAAGGGAACGCAUCGUUGACGAUGUGCCUCUUCCGCCUGCCCACAAACUCACCAUGGACGAGGUGUACGAUGUCAAAACGGGGAAGCCGAAUUUUGAUGCCAUGCGUGCGUAUUUCUUGCAAGAAGGCCGAAUGGAGGAGGCUCCUGCGCUGCGCAUCAUUAACGAGGGCGCGGCCUUAUUGCGGGCUGAGAAAAAUAUGAUUGAUGUUGAAGCGCCGGUAACGGUGUGCGGCGAUAUACACGGUCAGUUCUUUGAUCUCGUCAAACUAUUCGAAGUUGGCGGCCCACCAGCUUCGACUAGGUAUCUCUUUCUGGGUGAUUAUGUCGAUCGGGGAUAUUUCAGCAUUGAGUGUGUGCUUUAUUUAUGGGCCUUGAAGAUAUGCUAUCCGACGACACUCUUUCUACUGCGCGGCAAUCAUGAAUGCCGUCAUCUUACAGAAUAUUUCACAUUUAAGCAAGAAUGCAAAAUUAAAUAUUCGGAAGAUGUUUAUGAGGCCUGCAUGGACGCGUUCGACUGUCUGCCAUUGGCGGCGCUGCUAAACCAACAGUUCCUUUGCAUUCAUGGUGGACUAUCGCCAGAAAUUUUCACUCUAGAUGAUAUAAAAAAGUUGAACAGAUUUAGGGAGCCACCUGCUUUUGGACCUAUGUGCGACCUGCUUUGGUCUGAUCCAUUGGAAGAUUUUGGUAAUGAAAAAAACAGUGACUUUUUUUCUCAUAAUUCAGUGAGAGGAUGUUCCUACUUUUUCAGUUAUGGUGCUUGCUGUGAAUUUCUGCAAAAAAAUAAUUUGCUAUCUAUAGUACGUGCUCAUGAGGCGCAAGAUGCGGGCUACCGCAUGUACCGCAAAAAUCAGGCGACCGGGUUUCCUUCGCUGAUCACCAUCUUCUCAGCGCCCAAUUAUUUGGACGUCUACAACAACAAGGCAGCUGUACUUAAGUAUGAGAACAACGUUAUGAAUAUCCGACAGUUUAAUUGUUCCCCGCAUCCAUAUUGGCUGCCAAAUUUCAUGGAUGUAUUCACGUGGUCAUUGCCAUUUGUGGGUGAGAAGGUCACCGAGAUGCUGAUGAAUAUUCUCAAUAUUUGUUCGGAUGACGAACUGGUGUCCGGUCCGGACGAUGAAUUGGAAGAAGAGCUGCGCAAGAAAAUCGUUCUUUUACCAAUGAACACGAACAAUGCAACGCCACCAGCGGCGAAACCAGUUUCUGGAGUGUCGGCGCUGCGUAAAGAGAUCAUACGAAACAAGAUCAGAGCUAUUGGCAAAAUGUCUCGCGUCUUUUCGGUGUUGAGAGAGGAGUCGGAGUCGGUACUGGCGCUGAAGGGGCUUACAGCAACUGGUGCUAUGCCGGUGGGUGCUCUUUCUGGCGGCAAGGAUUCACUGCGUAAUGCGAUACAAACAUUGGGUGCCACGCAGCAAAUCACUUCGUUUGCCGAGGCCAAGGGUCUGGAUGCGGUUAAUGAGCGUAUGCCUCCCCGACGUCCAUUAAUGGUGGGCGGUGGCAAUAAUAAUAACAACAACAAUAGUGAUACAACAAUUCACAAUAGUAGUAAUAAUAAUGGCACAAGUAAUAAAAGUGCCGACAUUAAUCUCGGCAAGAAGGUUGUGAAACCGGCGACGGUGCGCUCCACCAGCUCAACGGCUAGCAAAUUUUAAUAGACUGUAGUUAAUAGGUUUUUUAACUAUCAUUUAGUUAUCUAUAUGCCUUAAAUAUUAAAUGCUCAUUUUUAUUUAUUUCUGCAUUGAAUUUUUUUAUCUUGUAAUAUGUUUGAAUAACUUAAAUUUCAGUUAAUUUGGCUUAGAAAAAAUUUGUACCUUUGUUAUUUUGCUAAAAUAAGAGAUCGUUUACAGGUAGCACUAAAAUAAUUUAUGCUGUAUGAGAUACUUGACAGAGAAUAAAAUGCUUUGUUAGUUGUUACGCUCAUUUGUUAUAAAUAAAUAAUUUAUUUAUUUUGAAGUUAAAAUAUACCUAAAAAAAUAAAAA
Bactrocera oleae (olive fruit fly) is the source of this 2256-nucleotide messenger RNA. It is a transcript of the gene CanA1, whose product is annotated as Calcineurin A1. The record is from RefSeq and is a predicted model, not a curated record. Lineage: Eukaryota; Metazoa; Arthropoda; Insecta; Diptera; Tephritidae. Gene Ontology annotation, molecular function: calmodulin-dependent protein phosphatase activity; calmodulin binding. Gene Ontology annotation, cellular component: cytoplasm; calcineurin complex. Gene Ontology annotation, biological process: calcineurin-mediated signaling.